CUCUAGCAACUACAAGUGCUUUAGGUGAUAUUUAGUUGAGAAAAGUAUUAAAAAAGUGGAUUUUUUUUGUUGUUGUCAAACUAAUAUUUUCGGCGAAAACCAAAAGUUUUAAGGAUACUUAAAAUGAGAGGUUACCUUUUAGCUGUAGCCUUUGUAGCUACUCUUGCUAUAACUGCAGCUAUAGAUGAAGAAUGUGUGGAGCGUAAACUACGCGGUCUACCCGUACACUGGCCCAAUCCCACCGACUGCUCCAGUUUCUAUCGUUGCACCAAUAAGAAUAUCAAACGUGAACUAUUGUGUCCCGAGGGUAAAGAAUACAAUCCCAAAACUGGUCGCUGUGGCAACAAGGGUAAAAAUCUUUGCCGUUUAAGUUUGAUAGCACCAUUAGCCGCUGCUGUGGACAAUCCUUGUGCUGAUGAAGUUUCCGGUACGUUUGUAGCGGAUCCUAAGAGUUGUCGCAGUUAUAUGAUAUGCAACAAUAACUUAGCCUAUCCGCAGACAUGUGAUGCUGGCAGCUUCUUUAAAACUGAUUUAUCGGCUUGUGUACCGGAUACACAAACUGAAUGUUGGGAAAAUUUGUGCGUUAAGAAGGCUAAUGGUGUGUAUGUGAAAAACGCCAAUGAUUGUCAUAGUUUCUAUGUGUGUAACAAUGAAAAGGCUGUUGCCCAAAACUGUCCCACUGGUAGCUAUUUCAAUGAUAAGAGCUUAAAUUGUCAACCCGGAAAAUGUCCAUCUGAGGAGGUUGAUACUACAACCCAUGCUCCAGAAACUACUACACCACUUUGCGAAGUUGAAACUACCACAACUUGUGCUGCUCCCAAAGAAACCACUACAUGUGCCACGGAAACUACAACACCACCUUGCGAAGUUGAAACAACCACAACUUGUGCUGCUCCCGAUGAAACCACUACCUGUGCUAUGGAAACUACAACGCCAUACUGUGAAGCUGAAACUACUACCACAUGCGCCGCUGAAGAAGAAACCACGACCUUAGCCAAUGACGAAGAUGAUUGUUCAACUCUUAAUUGCGACACCACCAAAUGUCAAAAUGUCAAAGAUGGCUUUGUCUAUCCCGCUCUUAACACCAAUGCCGGAUUCUGUGUUUGUCAAAAGCAAAAACCCCAAUAUCGUGAAUGUCCCAAUGACGCUAUCUAUCAUCAAAAUCUGCAGAUUUGUGUGACUCAAGAUAAAGUAUGCCCAUCAAGCGAAUGUUUGCAAAAACCCGACUAUGCCACCUUCCCUGCUUCCAAUACCACAACCGGUUUCUGCAGAUGUUUAGAUGGUUUAGCUGCCUAUUUUGAUUGUGUCGAAAGGGAUUUUAUUUACAGCGAAACAUUGGGUUUUUGUGUUAAGGCGCCAUCCUCUAACGGUGAUGAUUGUGAAGAGGAAACUGAAAAAUUGUGUCCAGGAGGUUACUCGGAAGGUGAUUUUGUACCUCAUCCCAAUAAUUGCAUGCUCUUCUAUAUUUGCUAUGAAGGUGAAUUGGUGGAAAGCAGCUGUGAACCUGGAAACUAUUUCGAUGAUGAGAUUAAGGCUUGUCUACGCGAUACCCAGGGUAAAUGUCCCGAAUGUCAAGUAACCCAAACAAGUGCCGGAAACAGACGUAAUCGUCGCAGUGCUAGAGCCCCAAUUUGUGUUGAAGGUGUCAAGUCAGCAGCCAAUAAUUGUACUCAAUAUUACAAAUGUGUCGGUGGUCAACGACUUUUAUAUGGCUGCGGCAGAGGUAAUUUCUUCAAUCCCAUUACAUUGACCUGUGAAUUCGAUGCCAAUCACCUGUGCCCAGAUGUCGCUAGCUGUGUCAAUGGCCAAAAGACCGUUUAUCUCAUGGAUAAGGAAAAAUACUAUGAAUGUGUGAAUGGCCGACAAGAAUUAAAGAGUUGCGACGAAAAUAGCUACUUCAAUAAACUCUCAUUGACCUGUGUAGCCAACGAGGAAUGCACCUGCCCGGGUGGCUAUAAAGAAGGUCAAAUUUCGGCCCAUCCAGAUGACUGUGAUAAAUUCUAUAUCUGCAUUGCUGGCGAACAAAUGAUACAUGAAUGCGGUAAGGGUAAUUACUUCGAUAAAGAUAAAUUAAGCUGUGAGAAGGAUGUUAAAAACAUCUGCAAUAUUGAGAAGCCUUGUCAAUGCCCCGGUGGCUAUGAAGAGGGUGAACUAUCGCCCCAUCCCAAGGAUUGUGAUAAAUUCUAUAUUUGCGUUGAUGGCAAACAAGUGCUACAAGAAUGUGGUGAGAAUAAUUACUUCAAUAAUUAUACUAAAACCUGUGAACCCGACAUCUAUAAUGAAUGCUGGACCAAAACACCGUGCACCUGUCCCGGCGGCUAUGAAGAAGGAGAUUUUUCAGCUCAUCCUACGGAAUGCAAUAAAUAUUACAUUUGCCAUGAUGGUCAUCAAGUCUUAGAGGAUUGCGGUACAAAUAAUCGCUUUAAUAAUGAUACCCUAACAUGCGAACCCGAUACUGAUCAUGUCUGUUGGCCAAAUUUGUGUGCCGGUCAGGCCAAUGGUGCUUUAGUGGGAAAUCCCCAACAAUGUAAUACUUUCUUCUUAUGCGAAAAUGAACAAGCCAUCCCACAGUCUUGCUACGAAGGUCAAUAUUUCAAUACUACAACACAUGCCUGUGAAGCAGAUCUUGAGGCGGAGUGUUAUAAACCAUGUGAAAAUGAAAACGCCGGACCUAUUAAACUUCUACCUCAUCCUAUUUGCAAUAAAUAUUAUUUCUGCAAUGGCCGUAACACCCAUGUCGGUACAUGUGAUGUCGGUAGUUUUGAUAUCGAAACCGGAAUUUGUGAUGCAACAAAAAAAUGUUUCCCAAAUCCAUGCGAUAAUUUGCCACCUUUUGCUGCUUUUCCCGAUCCAUACGAUCCUACCAAAUUCUAUAUAUGUAAAGAUAAAAAGCCAAUACCUAUGAAAUGUUUAGAUGGGAUGGAAUUCGAUCAUGAAUUAAAACUCUGCGUGAAAGUUUCAGAUCCUGACUGUGACACCUGUACGAAGGAUGGAACUUAUCCGACUUUAAAUGUAGGUAACGAUUAUGAAUUUUGCGUAUGCGUCGAUGGUAUAAGUACGAAAAUCGAAUGUCCCAAGGAUUCUCCCUAUAACUCAGAAGUAGGAAUAUGUUAUUCGAAUGCUCCUUGUGAUCCCACUUUCUGUUUAAAUAACAAAGACUAUGAAGUGUCGGAAAAUCGCAAUGAUACCAAAAGUUUCUGUAUGUGUAUUGAUGAAGAACCCAUUAUUGUCAGUUGUCCCAAUAAUGGUACAUUUAAUCCAUAUAUUAAAAAAUGUUCGGAAUAUGAAAGUUCGCCCAAAUGCUUACAAUCCAUGUGCGUUGAUCCCAAAAACAAUCUAAAGACUUUUAAUCCUAUCGAUCCUAAAAAAAGUAAUGGUGUGUGUGUUUGCAGGCAACAAAUUGCCACAUAUGAACCCUGUAGUUAUGGUAGUACCCUAAAUACCGAGUUAACUAUAUGUCAAUUAGCAGAGAUUAAUUGCAAUUCUUAUCAGUGUCGCGAUUUACCAGAUAAAACCAAAAUACAAGCAUUGACCACAUACAACGGUUAUUGUGAAUGUGUUAAGGGUAUUGCCACCUAUUAUAAUUGUCCCAAUAAUGGUGAAUUUAAUGUAAAUACCGAAAAAUGCGAAACACCGAUUUGUGAUUUAACAAAAUGUGAAAUCGAAGGAUACAUACCAGCCUCAAAUACAACCGAUGGUUAUUGUGACUGUAAGACUGGCAGCUAUAAAUCUUGUCCUGAUGGUGAAAAAUUCGGUAAAUUUGGUAUUUGCAAGCCGCCAUGUGUCAAUCUAUUGUGUAGUGGCAAACCGGAUCAAUAUCUCAUACCAUCUACCGUUAAUGAUCAUAGUUUCUGUAUUUGCCAAGUUGGAACGCAGAACGCAAGUUAUGAGGAAUGUAAUCCUAAAAGUUAUUUAUUCGAUGAAACCAAACAAAUGUGUGUGGCAAAUAGUGCGGAACUAUGCGGUACGGAUGAAUGUGGUGAUAAUCUAGGACCACGUCCAGCUAUAGAUACUACAACUGGUUUUUGUUUGUGUACACAAUCACAAGGUAAACCUGUAUAUACGGAAUGCUUACAAGGUAUUUAUGAUGACAGCAAAAAAACCUGCAUAAAGACAGCAAAGGACGUCUGUGAUAUUAGGCAGUGUGCCGGGGCAACAAUGGAACAACCUAUUACAUUGCCUUCUAAUCAGAGUAAUGCAGAGUUUUGCUAUUGUUCAAGUCCCACGGAUGCUAUGUUAUUAAACUGUCCCAAUUAUAAAUACUACAAUCAUGCCAAGGGUAUGUGUGUAAGUCAACUGAGCGAUGAUUGCAAAAAUGGACAAACUCAACAAGUUGAACCAACCUGCAACGAAUACAAAAUAUGUCUUGACGGCAAAUGGCAACAUAAAACUUGUCCCGCUGGAGAAUACUUUGAUGAUGUUCGAGGAUAUUGUUGCUUAGAUACCGAGGGUGUUUGUGAAAAGAAAUCCGAUUGUACUUGCUUGGGUGCCUAUUAUGAGAAUGAACAUUUGCCACAUCCCAUCAAUAAGCAUAUGUAUUAUGUUUGUAAGGAUGGUAUGUUGCAUGAACACAAAUGUCCUGCGCAUCGCAUUUUCAGCGUCACUCAGAAACAGUGCGUUAGAGGCAAACAUCCUGACUUAACUUCUAUGGGUUUACCGCAAAAACGUUCGCUUGACUUUGACAAUGAACAUGAAUUCGGCUGUUUGGAAAACGACAAACGUUCGGUGCCCUCCAAUUGUUCACAAUAUGAAAUCUGCCAGCAACAGAUUUGGCAGCGUAAAACCUGCAGCAAUUAUCGCUAUUAUAAUCCCGAACAAAAGAAAUGUCUAGAGCCACGCGAUGAUUUUGUCUGUACAUAUGCCAAAGUAACUUCGCUACCCUCCUGCGAUGCCAGCCGUGAACUGCAACUAUAUCAAGCCAAAACUUGUCACCAGUACUAUCGCUGUCAAGAGGGCAAAUGGCGUUUGAAAAACUGUGGACGUCAGCAGUAUUUCAAUAAUAAAAAGGCCACCUGUUUGCCGUUGCCCGAUGAACCGGGAUUUCAGUGUUCGAAUCAAACUUUAGGAAGGGAGGAAAAUGUUAUCACUUCAUGUCAACAUUUGACUCAACGUUAUUAUGCCAAAAAUUGUGCCAUGUUUUUGCUGUGUCUGGACAAUGAUUGGUGGUAUCAAUAUUGUCCCGAGGGCAUGUUUUACAAUCGUACUUUAAACUAUUGUGUGCCGGAUGUUAAGCAACAGUGUAAAGAUGUGAUUAAAGCUAAUGUUUUACCUAUAGCCGAGGAGUAUACCAGGGAUAAGUGUCAACAGGACGGUUUGCUUAGACCCUCGGCUAUGGCCUGUAAUCGUUAUUUUGUGUGUGUUAAUGGCAAGUGGCAAAUGCAACAUUGCGGUCAGCGAGAAUAUUAUGAUGCCAGCAAUGCCAAAUGUUCCACGGAUAACGAAGGUGUUUGCAAGAAUUUACAUAAAGAUUGUUUAGCUAGCGAAAAGAGAUCUGUGCCGCGUAAUUGUUCGGCUUACGAACAGUGUUCCUCCGAAGGCAAAUGGCUGAAAUUUAAUUGUCCUACAGAUGAAAUAUACGAUGAACUUACACAGCGUUGUAUUAAAAAUCAAGGAAUCUGUUCUAAACAUGGUUUUAAAAGAGCCUGUAGGUUAGAGGAAACUAUGCCCUUUAAGGGAAAUUGUUCCAGAUUUUAUUACUGUUCGGAAGAUAGCUGGUAUCUGGGCAAUUGUGCUAAGGGUUUUAUGUUUAGCCAGGAAAAACGCCUUUGUGUGGCCCAUACAUUGGAGGAUCAGUGUCAACCUUUGGAGGUAGCUAGUUUUGGAAAUUCACAAUCAGAAAGUGGUUUGUGUUUUGAUAAACCAGACGGUACCUCUGUGGCUCAUUCUCAGGACUGUACACGUUAUUAUAUUUGUAUACAACAGACCACAUCCCAUGAAAUGCAAUGCUCUAAGGGAAGCUACUUUGAACCCACGUUAGGUUAUUGUCGGCCCAAUGAUGGUUCAUGUCGUCUGCCUUUGACCGGUGUAUGUGCUAAUGCCACAGAUGAAUCCUUGGUAGCUAAUCCUACAGAUUGUCAGUCUUAUUAUAAAUGUUCCUCUAUAAAUGGCACCGAAUUGCUGUUUUGUCCCGACGGUCAAUAUUUUCACAAUCAAACGCACGAAUGCCGCCUAGAUCAGGGUGAGUGUCGAAAGGUUAUAAAGCCCGUGAAAAAAUGCUCAGGCUUUGCCCAUGGCACUCGUUUGGCCCAUGAAAAAUAUUGUAAUAUCUACUAUGCCUGUGUCAAGGGUUUAGCCAUACCCGUAGAGUGUCCCGAUAAUUAUCAAUUUAAUGCACUGCUCGGCAAAUGUAUGCCCGAUUUGGAACAUACCUGUCAAGAUGGCCAAUUAGUAGAGGGUAAUAUCACCUAUUCAUGUGCUAAUCAAACAGAUGGUUCUUAUUUGGCCGAUCUUAAGGAUUGUACUCGUUACUAUAUCUGUUCUCAGGGUGAAGCUUUACCUAAGAAAUGUGGCAACGCCAGUUAUUUCAAUAGUGAACUUUUGCUAUGUGUGCCCGAUGAUGGUUCUUGUCCUUUUGUUACGGAUGACAAUGGCCAGCAGAAUCCCGUAGCUCCGGAUCCUCUAAUGUGUGAGGGCAAACAUGGUUAUCUACUGGCAGAUCCUUUCAAUUGCAACAAUUUCUAUGCCUGUGUACACAAUAAGCUGAAACAUGAAAGAUGCUAUGAUCAGCAAUUCUUCAAUACCUCGAUUCUACAGUGUCAGCCUAAACUCUCAACUGAAACCUCUACAAAUAGUAACACUACCUCGGUGGAUAUAAAUCUAAUAACUAGCAAAACACAAAACCCUCAAUGUCUAGACGAAACCACGUCUAUUCAUAAAUUAUGCUCGGAAUUGGGACAAGGUACUGCCUUGGCAGAACAGGGCGAUUGCCGGCGUUAUAUAACCUGUCAAGAACCAGAAGAGGAACCAGUUUCGCAACGUUGCCGUAAUGGCGAAAGUUUUGACUCUCUAUUAGGUUUCUGCCGACAAAAUGAUGGCACUUGUUUGCUAGAGAAUGGCCAACGGGUGGGAGAAUGCAGUGGUAAACAUGGUCAAUUGGCCCGGGAUCCAAAAAAUUGUCGUAAUUAUUUUGUCUGCAUAAAUGGUCAAAAAAUAGCCCAAACUUGUCAGGCAGAUGAAUACUUUGAUAAAUCCUUAAACAUGUGCAUGCAGGACACCCAAAAAGUAUGCAAUCCAACUCAAACUCCCGAGGAGCCUCAAAAACAGUCCUGUACAGGUUUAAGUGAAUCGGUUCUUUAUCCAUAUGUCCAAGACAACUGCCGUUCCUAUUUCCAAUGUAUCCAAGGAGUAGCCAAAAUACAUAAAUGUGCUGAUGAUCUAUACUUCGAUCCUUUAAGCAUUAAAUGUGUUAAAAAUAAAACCGAAUGUAUUAUGCCCACAAACAAUUUGAAAAGAUCUCCAACGGUGACACAAACCUUUAGCAAGUUAUGCUCUAACAAAAAAUUGGAAUAUCCCUAUGCCAAUGUGGACAAUGAAUGUCGUUCUUUUUAUAUUUGUCAUAAUAAUGGCGAUAUUAGUCAAGAAUUGUGUCCCUUAGGCAUGAUAUUUAAUAAGGAAUUGCUUACUUGCACUGUUGAAAAUAAUACCAAAUGCAAAUGAAACGUUUAGUAAGAUGGAAGAAGUCGGAAAGGAAGAAAUAUGUAUUCAAAUUUAAAGUAAAAAAAAAACAGAAAACUAGUAAAUAAAAGGUGCAGGGAAUUCAAUU
This is a messenger RNA of Lucilia cuprina (Australian sheep blowfly), 7762 nucleotides long. RefSeq lists its product as uncharacterized. The record is from RefSeq and is a predicted model, not a curated record. Gene Ontology annotation, molecular function: chitin binding. Lineage: Eukaryota; Metazoa; Arthropoda; Insecta; Diptera; Calliphoridae. The transcript has 12 exons. Gene Ontology annotation, cellular component: extracellular region. The coding region runs from base 124 to 7656 and encodes 2510 amino acids.